Nipponia nippon (crested ibis) is the source of this 782-nucleotide messenger RNA. It is a transcript of the gene MRPS18A, whose product is annotated as mitochondrial ribosomal protein S18A. Gene Ontology annotation, biological process: mitochondrial translation. The record is from RefSeq and is a predicted model, not a curated record. Lineage: Eukaryota; Metazoa; Chordata; Aves; Pelecaniformes; Threskiornithidae. Gene Ontology annotation, molecular function: small ribosomal subunit rRNA binding; structural constituent of ribosome. Gene Ontology annotation, cellular component: ribosome; mitochondrial small ribosomal subunit.
GCCCGCCUUCCCGCUGGCGGAAGCGGGAGUGACGGCAGCGCCGGCGACGGCAAGAUGGCGGCGCCCAGCUUGCUGCGCGGGGGCUUGAGGCGGUUGUUCACCGGGCUCUUCGGGAGCGGUUGGGCCUCGCCGCCGGCCCGAGCCCUCCGGGAGGUCGUGGAGGUGACAGAAGGCAACACGACCACAAUUGAAGGGAGAAUUAUAGAGGAUGCUGAAACACCAACUCCUCCAAACCCUUCUGGCCAGUGUCCCAUCUGUCGCUGGAACCUGAAGCAUAAGUAUGAUUAUGUGGACGUCUUGCUGCUGAGUCAGUUUAUCCGUUCUGAUGGAGGGAUGCUGCCACGAAGGACCACAGGCCUCUGUUUGGAGGAGCACAAGAAGAUUGCUGUCUGUGUACAGAUGGCUCACCGUGCAGGUUUGUUGCCAAACCACAGGCCUCCACUUCCUGAAGGGCAUAUUUCCAAGAAACCCAAGCUCAACAGGUAUUUGACCCGCUGGUCCAUCAGAUCUGCAAAGCCCAUCUGGAAGAGGGGCCCUAAGUGGUGCAAAAAACCCAUGCCAGUCGGACACCCUUUGCUGAAGGAUAAUGUCAAAUAUACACACAAGCCUCUCUAUUUAAACCACUAGUGGCCAGAACUGGCAUAGUCAGUAAGCACAGCUGUUUUCCACUGUUCUGCUUUUUUUGCAAUUUUCUUAUUCAAAACUGUCAUAGUACUCUAUAUUGUCUGCAGUGAAUGAGCUGCGAUCUGCUCCUCUAGGAGCUAAAUACAAGAUUCAGCAAA